Amphibalanus amphitrite is the source of this 772-nucleotide messenger RNA. RefSeq names its product larval cuticle protein 1-like. Gene Ontology annotation, cellular component: chitin-based extracellular matrix. The record is from RefSeq and is a predicted model, not a curated record. Gene Ontology annotation, molecular function: structural constituent of chitin-based larval cuticle. NCBI's taxonomy places the organism in Eukaryota, Metazoa, Arthropoda, Thecostraca, Balanomorpha, Balanidae. The transcript is spliced from 4 exons. The coding region runs from base 103 to 459 and encodes 118 amino acids.
AGUUGCAGGCCGCGGGCUGGCUAUAAAGGGAGAGCCGUGCCCGGGGCACUCACACACACUGCCUGAGAAGCUCUCCCGCCGGCCACGCCCGACGCUGCUGCCAUGAGUCUGAUUGUAUUUGCUGCCUUGGUGGCGCUGGCGGUCGCGGCUCCGCAGGGCGAGAGACCAGCCACCACGCCAGUACCGAUCCUCGAGUACGUCAACCAGUUUGCCGGAGACGGAAACUACCAGUUCAGGUUCAAGACGGGUAACGAGAUCAACCGUGAGGAGGAGGGUGCCCUGAAGGACGUGGUCGUGAAGAAUGACAACGGUCAGGAGGAGGUGAAACGCGUGAACGUGGUGCGAGGAGUCAUCCGCUACCCCAAGGACGACGGCACGUUCUACGAGCUCAGCUACAUCGCCGACGAGCUGGGCUUUCGGCCGGUCAGUUCGGAUAUCCCUUCGGCGCCCCUGCCGUGAGACCCGGCGCCCGUGCCCUGAGACCCGCGCGGCGCCCCUGCCAGGAGUACCGGUGCUGUUCCCGACUCUGAGGUGGCCGGUGACACUGAGCAGGUGUAGGCAGUGACUGGGACUGUCAGUCGUCAGUCCGGGCCAGCCAUGGUGCUACUGGGUAGAAGGAAUGUGUGGGGCUGUCUGUGCUCUGGCGACUUGUGAAAUACGUCAUUAGUUUGUUAUUUUGUUGCGUCUUAUGUUUUAUGGUCAUCGAUUUGUAAGUCAUGCCGGUUUGUUUCCUAAUGCGUCGAAUGAUAAAUACAUGGACUAUCGGAAGAUA